AGGUCCAUCCCACAAUGCAGUGGUGCGUCGUACACGAUGUGGAAGCAGAAGCUGUAACGCUUUCAUGGAGCAAAGUUCCUAACGCGGUGAAGUACGAAGUUCAGAUCAAGCAGGAGGAGGGAGGAGACUUCACUACCAUCUCCGAUAGCCUGACCUCAACACUGGUCCGCAAGAAGAAUCUGAAACCCAACACUGAGUACUUCGCGCGCGUGCGGCAUCGAGAUGCUCUGGACUGGUCAGGCUUCUGUGAGCCUGUCUCCUUCCACACCCUUGCAGGGCAGGACGUGAAGCGCCUUGAGCACCCCCAGGUUGUGAGCAGGGACGGCGAGUCCAUCACGUUGCAAUGGCCGACAGCUCCUGAUUGCGAGUCUUACACCGUCGAGAUCCGAUCUGACAAGGAUCCGACGUGGAGGACGAUAUCAGAUCAUCUCAAGAACAACAUCGUACGAAAGAAGAACCUCGAGAAGCAUGUCAUGUACUACUUCAGGGUGAAGCCGAAUCUCGCGGAGGGUAGCGGUUCAUGGUUCUUCAGCCCUCCUUCAGAGGGAGCCAUGUUGGCGGAUCUCCCACCCUUCCUCUCCAACCUCCUCAGCCCGACCCUCGUGGAUGCCCAGGGUACCUCCAAGCCUGUUAGCUCCCUUGCCGGAUGUGUUGUAGCGCUGUACUGCUCUGCAUCCUGGUGCGGCCCUUGCAGGCAAUUUACCCCGCAGCUCUCGCAGUUCUAUACCCAGAUGAAACAGUUAGGCAAACCAUUCGAGGUUGUUUUCCUCAGCUGCGACAGAGACAGCAAGUCCUUCACAAACUACUUCGGGCACAUGCCGUGGCUCGCUGUACCCUUUGACUCCGAUAAGCGAGAAAAUGCCCUCGGAGCUCUACAGGUUGAAGGGAUCCCGAAGCUUGUGAUCGUUGGAGCGAAUGGGAUGGUAUUGCAAGACAAUGCAGUCGGCACUCCCCUGAACGCUCAGAAAUUGGAUUCUUGGAUAGCAGGCAGACCUUAAGGGCGCCAAACAAUCUUUGCCUGUCCUCCCCUCCCCUCCUUGCCUGCCCUCUCUAGAAUCUCUCUGUCCUGACAUCUCUGCAUCGACUUGAUGCCAGAAACAGUAAACUUCAUGUCCCUGUGA
Guillardia theta CCMP2712 is the source of this 1121-nucleotide messenger RNA. RefSeq lists its product as hypothetical. The record is from RefSeq and is a predicted model, not a curated record. The coding region runs from base 15 to 998 and encodes 327 amino acids. The transcript has 6 exons. Gene Ontology annotation, molecular function: protein binding. Lineage: Eukaryota; Cryptophyceae; Pyrenomonadales; Geminigeraceae.